AGAGAGAGAGAGAGAGAGAGAGAGAGGGGGGGAAAGUUCCACCCUCAGAGAGAAUCGAGCACAGCAGCUGUUCAGGACAGACCCACCGCAGAGGAGCCAAUGGCGAAACACAUGGACAGGGGGUGAGGACGCUGAUGAAGGAGGGAUGAGUGCGUCUGGAUCAGAAAGCAGGCUCUGGGCUUUGAGGUCCAAUCAGAAAGGGCACAGGCCAGGCUACAGCCAUGAAAGUGUGAAGUGUUAGAUGGACGUUCAGAAAGAGGAACUUCGGGGAAAAGAUCAGGAACUGAACAUAAACAGAGAGCAAGAGCAUGUUACAGUAAUACAAUAGCAGUACCUGAGAGAGAGAGAGAAGUAGAGAGAGAAAGGAGAAGACUAGAGGGAGCCACAAAGUUAACGUGGGGAGAGAGGGUGAGAGAGGGAGAGAGAAGAGAAAGAGAGAGAGAGGCAGGGAGAGAGAGAGAGAGAGAGAGAGAGAGAGAGAGAGAGACACACCAAAAAAGGGCUUGAGCCAGCGCUGGAAUCACUGCUUGCUUGACAAACGCACAGACGCGUGGUGAGAAGAAUAAGGCAACAACAGAGAGAGAGAGAGAGAGAGGGAGAGAGAAAGAGAGAGAGAGCGAGAGAGAGAGAGAGAGAGAGAAAGAGUGAGAGAGAGAGAAAGAGUGAGAGAGAGAAAGAGAGAAAGAGAGAGAAAGAGAGAGAGAGAGAGAGAGAGAGAGAGAGAGAGAGAGAGAGAGACACCCUGACUGAUUUGUGAGGAGCAUUAAAGCCUUGAGCCCAGACGGUGGGGGACAGGGUGCACUCAGUCCUGGGUACGUGUGCUGCAGUGCUUUUUUAAGUUUCUUGUGUAGAUUUAUGGUCAGUGUGAACAGGCAGUGUUCUUUACGGGAUAUGGAGCGGAGCUGGGGCUGAACACAGCUCUACAGCUGUGCUGUGCCACUAUGUCGUCGGGCCCUGGGCCCCGAGAGGCCCCGGUCCUACGGGAGAAAUUGCUGAAGGAGCCUGGAGGGGCGGAUGAAAGCGGGGCAUCGGGCCCUGUGGGCCUGCAGACGCUGCUGGACCUUCUGGUGGGCGUCUACCAAGAAUUCCAGUCGUCCAGCCCGACCAGGGACAAAUACAUCGGCCGCUUCCUGCAGUGGGCCGAGCCCCUGGUGAGACAGGUCAAGAAGACUCGCAUUAAAAGGAAUGAUUUCAACAUCUUGAAGGUGAUUGGACGGGGUACGUUCAGUGAGGUUGCAGUGGCCAGAAUGCGCAGCAAUCAGCGAGUCUAUGCUCUGAAGAUCAUGAACAAAUGGGACUUGCUGAAGCGGGGAGAGACAGCAUGCUAUCAGGAGGAGAGGGAAGUUUUGCUAAAAGGAGAUCGGCGCUGGAUCACUGAGCUGCACUAUGCCUUCCAGGAUGAUAAUUAUCUUUAUUUAGCAAUGGAUUACUACGUUGGCGGAGAUCUGCUGACGUUGCUCAGUAAGUUUGGUGACCGUAUUCCAGAGGACAUGGCUCAGUUUUACUUAGCCGAGAUGGUGAUGGCCAUCGACUCUGUCCACAGACUGGGCUAUGUUCACAGAGACAUUAAGCCUGAUAACAUCCUGCUGACGGCGGAUGGUCAUGUACGACUGGGGGAUUUUGGCUCCUGUUUGCAGCUGCAGGAUGACGGCUUGAUCCACUCCUCACUGGCUGUGGGCACUCCAGAUUACCUGUCUCCAGAGAUCCUGCGGGCCAUAGAGGGAGGAGGGGGCUAUGGGACAGAGUGUGACUGGUGGGCUCUUGGUGUGUGUGCGUAUGAGAUGUUGCUGGGGACCACACCCUUCUACGCAGAGUCUCUGUCUGAAACAUACGCCAAAAUAAUCCACUUCCAGGACUAUUUUGAGUUCCCUCCAGGAGCUGUGGAGAUUUCGGCAGAGGCACGGGCGCUGAUCUCAGGGCUGCUGUGUGAGAGGAGCGAGAGGCUGGGCUCUAAUGGCUCUGCGGACUUCAGGAAUCAUCCCUUCUUCAGUGGACUGGACUGGAUUGCUCUGCACAGGCUACCUGCACCAUACCACCCUGAAGUCUCCAACGCUACAGACACCUCCAACUUUGACGUGCUGGAUGACUGCCUCAGUGAAACAGAGACCCUAAGUGACGUCAUGGACAGAGCUCCUGUAGGAGUUCAUUUAGCCUUCGUUGGAUACUCUUACACAGCCACCAGAGAAACGGGCGCUGUUGACCGUAGCCAAGACAUCAUGAUGGAGAUCGACCAGCAGCUGGGCAGAGAGCAUCUAUAUCUUCAGGAGAAACUGAGUCAAGUGUGGCAACUCAGGGAGCCUGUGCCAGCUGAAGUGCCAACACAGAGAGUGCUCCCCCAGGCUCUUGAGCAAAGUACUGCAGAGCCCUCACUCACUUCAGAAACGGACCAGAGCAAAAAGGAAAUCGAGGAACUACACAGGCGGCUUCAGGAGGCCGAACAGCGAAACAAAGAGCUGGAACAAGAGGUGCAGGCCCUGCGUAAGGAGAUCUGCAAACUGACGGUCCAACAGGAGAAAGGCAAGGAACAAGGCCAUCACACCAUUUCUGAGGAGAGAAGGUUGUUUCUUUCUGAAGGUAGUUUUUGGGCAUAUCAUGAAAAGCUCAGUUCCACAAUUCAUUUUCUCAAAAGGAUCCUUAUUAACGUCAUCGUUUACUCAGGGACUAGUCAUAAUCUGCAAUUUAGCUCGGAAACUUCUCUUCUAUGCUGGUUUCUGGAUGGUGUCAAACCGACACAUCCACAUAAACUUUUUUUGUUUUUGGACUUUUUUGUGUCACCAUGAAUGUGUAUGUUUAAAGCUUUUCCCAGAGAUCAGUUAUACAUGUGUCAUCCAGGAAUAGGAGAGUGAGAGUUCUUCUGCAGCACAUGCCGUUCAAAGACAGUACAGCAGUCACCCGGGCCUCGUGACCACAGAGCAUAGCGGCUCAACCACCCCCCCACUGCCUCCUGCUUUCACACCAACAAGCCACUCAUGAAGAUACAGACUCUACACUCACUCCUUUUGCUUUAUUUGCGUGGAGCAGGCAUCACUCUCAGUCAGUCACGCAUGCCAUCCCACAGUCACGCAUCACCUUCGUUCUGUUGUCUACCGCAGUGGGCUGCACAUACCGUUUUCAAGUGGUGGUUUGGCCAAAAAUCAAAUUUACACAAUUUUCCUUGUACCCAAAACGUAGUCGAUCAGCAAAGACAUUUGUUUGGUAUCUGAAGUUUGCUUCUUUGGUUUUGCACUAGUGCUAGGAGGCUUAUAGCCAACAAGUAAUGGCAGCUUAUAGCCACUAGUCUAUCAUUGUGCAAACUACAUGCCCAAAUC
Molecule: messenger RNA, 3308 nt
Organism: Colossoma macropomum (tambaqui)
Lineage: Eukaryota; Metazoa; Chordata; Actinopteri; Characiformes; Serrasalmidae
Product: myotonin-protein kinase
Exons: 12
Coding region: 942-2780 (612 amino acids)
Biological process (GO): peptidyl-threonine phosphorylation; actomyosin structure organization
Cellular component (GO): cytoplasm; cytoskeleton
Molecular function (GO): protein serine/threonine kinase activity; ATP binding
Source: RefSeq, a predicted model, not a curated record